Messenger RNA from Aspergillus sclerotioniger CBS 115572, 1578 nucleotides. RefSeq lists its product as uncharacterized. Lineage: Eukaryota; Fungi; Ascomycota; Eurotiomycetes; Eurotiales; Aspergillaceae. The transcript has 3 exons. The record is from RefSeq and is a predicted model, not a curated record. Bases 19 to 1395 code for a protein of 458 amino acids.
CCAAAGUACAUCGACAACAUGCUGGACCGCCUUCCUGAUACUGUCCUCCUGCAGUGUCUCCACCGGGAGGUUCAUCUCCACUCGGGAGCCAUCCCGAUGUUUGGAAAAACCAUCCGUCCUCCAUCCAUUAUUUCCAUAAUCGAGAAUACUUGUCGCAAUGCCGACAUUGCCUCCGCUACCCAGGUUCUCGUCGUGGACGACUGGCUCGUCGGUAACCGCCGCCGAGAGUCCUUUACCACCGACCCCGUGACCCUCAAAACCCUACUGCAAACCGCGAAAUUGUCUCCAGACCAGGAAUCCUGGUGGCGCGAAGCUCUGGAUGCCUGUCACCAGGAUGCCUGGAUUGCCCUGCUGUUGCUGCAACUGCCCAACCUGCGCAAGCUAGAGAUCAGAAACAUGGAACCGGGAUCGCCAUACCUGCAGUCCAUCCUCACCCGGCUGACCGACCCAAAUGACCCCCUCACGGGUCUCACCCAGCUUUCAGAAUUGAAAGUCAGCCCGGCAAUGUUCGGUCACGACUUCUUUCUAUCCAGCUUCAUCCCAUUCGCCCAACUACCCGCCAUACAGAAAUUCCACAUUGGCGGAGCCAUCGACUCCUACCCACCCCCACCCCCUGCCCUCUUCAAAGCAGCCAGCGAAUCCAUCCGCCGCCGCGCCCAAGCCAACGGCACAAACACCUCGAUGGGGUGGGGAAUCUCUCCCGCACAAGCCCAAUACCUCGAGAACAUCUCCAGAUCCAGCACCCUCGCCCCAUCCGUUCUUUUCCCAGCCCUCACAGCCGCCAAACCAUCCCUCCAAUCCCUCUGGAUGACAACCACACAUCGCAUUCGCCACAGCCCACGGGAUAUAUUCACCCAGGACCUUCCGGGGAUCCCCAUCGGAAAUCUCCAUGAUCUCCCAUCCCUGAGAGCUCUUCGCAUGCGCGUUGAAAAUAUCCUAUCCAUUACACAUGCCUCAGAUAGGACACUCACAAACACCAAGGACAAAUUAUGGGAUAUCCUUCCACAUACCCUGGAAUCUCUCUUCCUAGAGGACUGUGAUCGUGCACUCUUCCCCGAGAUCAUUAACCAAUUACAACGGAUGCUUCACAGCCGAGAAGAAGCACAACGGCAAGAACUGCACCAAGAGACCACGCUCUUCCCAUAUUUAAAGACAGUGGUAUUGCAACAGCCCCGCGAGGAAGCAGAUCGGACCCGGUUCGAAUUCCCACCGAAUAUGAAGUCGAUUUCGAGAGAAAUGAUGGAGGAUGUGGCGAGACAUCGCAUGGCGGAGAAUGAUCUUCAACCGGAGGUGUGGAAGGGGUUGAUGGAAGUGAAGGAGAAGUUUGGGGCUUUGGGGGUGGAGGUUAGGGUUGUGGAUAAGAUGAGGACGGAUGGGGAGUUUUUGUUGAGGUGAGGGUUGAUUUGUGUUGGAUUACUGAGGAGGUGUUCUUUUGUUUCUUGUAGUGUGGGGACUAUGGGCUAUUAAUUAAGGGGAUGUACAUGAUACGUCACUGAAUAAAGCCCUCUACAAGUUAUAAAGGCUUGUAUCGGGGAUAAUGGAUGAUGUAUAUUGAUGAAAUAGAGAUAAAUGCUCAAG